Messenger RNA from Asterias rubens (European starfish), 2002 nucleotides. Its product is annotated as ubiquitin-conjugating enzyme E2 K-like. The coding region runs from base 148 to 750 and encodes 200 amino acids. The record is from RefSeq and is a predicted model, not a curated record. NCBI's taxonomy places the organism in Eukaryota, Metazoa, Echinodermata, Asteroidea, Forcipulatida, Asteriidae. Gene Ontology annotation, molecular function: protein binding. The transcript is spliced from 5 exons.
ACAGACGACGAAUGGCAUGAAUGGUCGUCGAAUAACUUUGGAUUUACGCACGAAAAUGGAAAGCAAAUUGUCCUUUCAAUUCUUGAAUUUGUACCUGGUUUGAUUUCCAUGUUUGCAUAGGGACUAGUUGUACAUUUAGACUACCUCAUGGCUACUAUAGCAGCUUCCAGAAUACAACGGGAGCUCCGGGAAGUGAAUGCUGACACGGAGCUGAUCAAAGAUGAUGUUUCAGUGGAUCUUAUAGAUAACUCUUCAUUCUUAGCACUUAAAGGAGAAAUCCCCGGACCCAAAGAUACACCUUAUGAAGGCGGGACAUUCCAUCUUAAAAUAGACAUCCCAGAAACGUAUCCCUUCAACCCUCCACAGGUGAGCUUCACCACAAAAAUCUGGCACCCGAAUAUAAGUUCAGUUACAGGAGCAAUCUGCCUGGACAUCCUUAAAGAUCAAUGGGCAGCUGCCAUGACUCUCCGUACGGUGCUACUCUCAGUCCAAGCCCUACUAUCAUUACCCGAGCCAGAUGAUCCACAAGAUGCAGUUGUGGCGCAGCAGUACAAAGAAAACCAAGAUGCUUUUCAGAGAACAGCGAGGCACUGGACAUGUGCCUAUGCCGGAGCUAAACACAGAAGCACAGAACUAGAUGAAAAAAUUGAAAGAAUCACCGAAAUGGGUUUUGAUGAGUCAACUGCAAGGGACGCCCUAUCAGCGACGAGUUGGGACGUAGAGAAAGCUGUCGACCGGUUAAUGAGUUGAUGAGAAGAUAUCUCUACUCUGUAUAGACAUUAAUCACUACACGGCCAUCUUUAUCUGAGUCCCAAUAACCUGUAAUGAAUAACUGUACUCCUCCAUAACGGGCGCUUGACUAAAUUUCACUCUUUUUUUGAAUUGGGUAGUACAUCAUUCAAAUCUAAAGUCAGAAAAUCAAAAAGUGAACAUUGAGGAAAUUUGUGAUUUUUUUCUAAAUAACCAUCUUUUAUGGAUUGAUGAGCUGUUUAUAGACCCUUUGCAUAUGACAUCAAGCAUCGCCCUCAAUGUGGUCAAGGGAAGACCUCUGAUUGGCUGGUUGUUGUGCAAUGCGCACAGUGCGACAUUACUCGGGAGUCACAAAACUUCUAAGAGGAUCUGUACUUGAAGGAAGAUAGACAGAUAGUACAUGUGCACGUUUCCAUUGUUUGUGCUCAGUGAUGGUGACAUUUGCAAGUGGUCUAUUUCUGAAGCUCAGUUUUGCUUUGCUGGCCCUCGAUUUUAGCGAAAUGGCAGCGGGUACCAACCACAUCUCUGGCUGCAGCAUUCGCAAACGGACACCAACCCCCUUAGAAAUCUGAGAAAUUAUUCUCAGGUACCAAUGAGUGAAAAAUUAUCUAAAACAAUAUUACUUCAAAGUGAAUCCUUUCUCAAAAUAGUUUAUACUACUAACAGCUGCAGCGCUUCUCACCCAAAAAAUUUCUGGUCAUUAAUAUUUUUUACCAAUCCAGGCCUCAAAUUUACCAACGUCACUGGUGCCCUUUGCUUUUGCUGGGGUGCCUUUUUUAAAGUUACAACACACAUUUACAUUUCCUAAAAGAAGUGCCUCCCAUCAGAGGAAAAUUGUUGUGCCCCUUCAAGGCCAGCCAAUCCAUGACCUUAUGUUUAAAGAUAAAUUUGGAAGCAACACAGGAUGGCGUCCCUGUGAUAAAAGUUAAUUUCUCUGCCUCAAGGCCUUCCAUAACCAGCCUCGCUACCAUGGGCAGCGCGCCGUAUCGAUACCUCUCGUCACUCACCCCUGGGAGGCAUGUACUGGGAAACAACGCUGAUUGUCUCAGGAAAUGGUUAUAUGCAUAAUAUGUCAAGUGCGUGCGCGCGAAGUAGUUUUGUACGUUGAUCACGCCCGCGUUUUUUAUGACACAAACAAAAACAUUCUUUAAGACGAAAGCGGAGCGUGCGCGUGUAGAAAAUAUUGAAUAAUGAAUAUGUAUGUUCAUUAAUGGCUCAUUUAAAUGUGCUAGCAUAUAGCACAUUUAAAUUU